GCGUUGUCUCCAUCGUCCCGUCCAUCCAUCCAAAGCGGGCUCGCGGCUCCUCCCCCGAGUUACUGCUCUACUCCUUCCAGGACGCCUCGCUAGCUCCCUCCCAACUCCCAUCCGCGUGUAUGUUGAGCUAAAAAUCCCCCACAAUGCCAGUAGCCUUUGUUCGUACAUGGCCAGGACCAGCCGCAGCAGAAGCCCUCGCUCCCCUCUCUUCCUUCUGAGACGAACCAGAUCGCCUCGUUGCUCCCCUUCCUGCCGGCCCAUCCACUAGCGAGCUCAGCUGAUGGAUCACCGGAAGCAGCAGCGGAGCCCCAGUCCCCGGAGCGGCGGCAGCUCGGGCAAGGGGGGCAGCAAGGGGGGCAGCAAGGCGGGCGGCAGCGGGGGCAAGAAGCCGAUCAAGGUGGUGUACAUCUCCAACCCCAUGAGGGUCAAGACCAACGCGGCGGGCUUCCGCGCGCUCGUCCAGGAGCUCACGGGCCGCCAUGCCGACCCCUCCAAGUACAAUACCGACGACGGCGGCGCGGCCCAGGAACUCAGCCCGGAGGGGAGCGCGGCUGGGUCGACGCCUGACGCGGGCGCCCCCGGCCACGCCGCCGCUGGAGGGCAGCCGGAGCUCGCCGCCGCGGCGUUCGGCGACGGCGACCGCGACGAGGAGGAGGACAUCUUCGAAUCGCAGCUGCUGGACAACGACUACUCCGUCUUCUCGCCGCCGACGCUCCUCUACGACUACCCGCACAUCAACAAGGUGUAGUGACCAGUCACCCCCGAUCCCUUCCGCACGCUAGCUGCAUGUUAGCUGACGGCCUGACGCGUGUGCGCCCGCUCCUUAUUUGCAUGUCAUUUGAUGAUUUCGCUGUAUUGCAUGUGUGUGCCGCUAUGAUUUGUGCGUGCGUAUGAUGAUCUGCUAGCUCCAAUUUAACCCGUCGCAUCCCCAUGAUCGGCCUCAUAAUUCCCCUAUACACAUAUCUAUUUGGGGUCUCCGUCUUCUUCUUUCCCCUUCUCUUGUGUGGACAAGGCUGUAGUGAUGCAAUGUGCUACGUAGUGUACAUUUGUACAUAUGCCUAGAUGUCUCGGCAAUUGACCUUUUUCCCCAGGCCGGGGUUCGAUUAUUUCAUACUGUUUCUCUGAUUUUA
This is a messenger RNA of Triticum dicoccoides, 1130 nucleotides long. RefSeq names its product sigma factor binding protein 1, chloroplastic-like. NCBI's taxonomy places the organism in Eukaryota, Viridiplantae, Streptophyta, Magnoliopsida, Poales, Poaceae. Bases 281 to 748 code for a protein of 155 amino acids. The transcript has a single exon. The record is from RefSeq and is a predicted model, not a curated record.